Molecule: messenger RNA, 2152 nt
Organism: Cladophialophora immunda
Lineage: Eukaryota; Fungi; Ascomycota; Eurotiomycetes; Chaetothyriales; Herpotrichiellaceae
Exons: 1
Coding region: 268-1890 (540 amino acids)
Source: RefSeq, a predicted model, not a curated record
AUCCUUCUCCUCUGGCUGGAUCCUCUGACCGUUUCCCCCCCAAAAACGCGUUACCACUUUUUCUGUUUGCCGUCUGCCUGCGCCCUGAAUAUCCCACAGCCUCCCUUCAUCUACACACUUCCUACAUACCUUACACAUGGCGUCACCUCCCUCUUAACGUCUAUAUUCUCCUUGAAGUCUUGACUGACUUCCAAGUCAUAUGGCGGCUUCCUCUCCUUUGCUACCGCGCCGACUUUUCGUUCUCCGCACUCCUUGUCCCCGCAAAUCAUGAAUUCUCAUUGUCUACAGUCGGAUGAGUACGAGUUGUCGAGGACGAGUACGCGCACAUCAGACGAAACAGACAACCCCUUACUUUACUUUGAGCACGAUUCGGACCACGAUGAUUUCCACUCCCAUUUACUUACAGGCCAGACUGUGUCUGGUGUCGCCCAACGGGGGGUUUCCUCCCAGUUCAUCUCCCUAGCCCCUGCUUGGCUACGCAAGCAGUAUCUUCCUCGACGACCUCGAACGAGAUCAAAACGACUUCCUCGCCGAUACGUGUGUACACCUAGAUCAUUCCUUCGAAAAUUCGCUUUGUUUUGUUACAUAUUCUUCACCACCAUCGCCGCCAUCGUCAUCGUGGGAGGCGUCUUUUUCCCCGGCUACACUCACCUUCCGCCCCAUUAUAGAGCGUUAAGACAAAGGGCACGAGCCUCUGAGACACCAGGGCGGGUGAAUUUGCAAAAUCAAAAAGUGUUUCUUGCAGCGAGCAUCUACGAUAAGGGGGGAAAACUCCUCAGUGGAGAUUGGGCGGAAAACGUUCUAGAGCUGAUACAGUUGCUGGGACCACAGAACGCAUUUCUCUCGAUAUAUGUCAACGACUCUGGUCCGGAGGCAAAAGAGGCGUUGGAGGAACUCGAGAAGCGGGUGCCGUGCGACCACGCUUUGGUGUUUCAGGAUCACUUGAGCAUCGACAACCUCCCCCACAUCCGUAUACAUGGACAAGAGCGGGUGAAGCGCAUCGAGUAUCUGGCUGAGGUUCGAAACCGGGCGUUGAGGCCGCUGGAAGGUUCAAACACCACGUUCGACAAACUCCUCUACCUAAACGACGUCGUUUUUCAUCCGAUUGACGCUGCCCAAUUACUUUUCUCAACACAUACCGUCGCCGACGGCGUCACGGACUACAGAGCUGCCUGCGCGGUUGAUUUUAUCAAUCCUUUCAAAUUCUACGACACGUUUGCAACCAGGGAUGCUGAGGGAUACAGCAUGGGGCUUCCCUUCUACCCGUGGUUUGCGGCCGGUGGUGACGAGACCAGCCACCAGGAUGUCCUGGACGGCAAAGAUGCAGUAAGAGUUAAGAGUUGUUGGGGCGGCAUGGUUGCAUUCGAUGCACGAUUUUUCCAGGCACGGCCUAGCAGACCCGAGUUGAUAACCGCGGGCAACCAGAGCCCGAGCAAUCUCUCCACACCUUAUCGCUUUCGUGCGGAGAAGGAUCUUUAUUGGGACGCAUCGGAAUGUUGCCUCAUCCAUGCCGACAUUCAGAAUCCUGAGCCUGGAAAUUCAGGAAUUUACAUGAACCCUUUUGUUCGAGUGGCCUACGACUCCAGGACCCUUUCGUGGCUGGGCUUUACCCGACGUUUUGAACGCCUGUAUACACCAAUUCAUUGGUUGAUUGACCUUUUCACCAACAAACCCAAGUUCAACCCGAGACGACACGAGGAACCAUGGCAGCAGGUGCAGGAGACGGUUUGGGUUGCAGAUGAGAGGUUGCCUCCCAACAAUGGGUCAUUCCACCAAGUGACGAGGAUAGCCUCACAUGCAGGCUUUUGCGGCCGCCGGGGGUUGGCGGUCAUCAAGGAAAACAUUAUGGAAGGAGAAAGAAACUGGGAAUUCGUGCCAGUGCCUUCAUGAAAUCUUUGAGCAUAGCGAUGGCGUUCGGAGCAAGAUAAAUCUCAAACGUGGGAUAUCAUGAGCUUGUAAAAGCAUUUUCCCGUCGACGUGAACGACGCGGCUGUGAGAAUCAAUUGUGAAAAGAGACCUCUUCAUGGAAAAAAGGAGAAAUAUAAAUGCUGAAGCUGUUUCGCAGCUUUUUCUGCCACCUAAGCGGGCAUACCUUCCUCGUCACUUUUGCUCUUAACUUGACUUUCACUGAUCUAUAGAUCGCCAAGGAUGG